This is a messenger RNA of Salvia hispanica, 2602 nucleotides long. Lineage: Eukaryota; Viridiplantae; Streptophyta; Magnoliopsida; Lamiales; Lamiaceae. The record is from RefSeq and is a predicted model, not a curated record.
AUAUAUGCAUUUUUCUGACUAGAAGAUGUCGGCGCCGAUUUUGGAAACCCUAGCUACACGGUCAUCUCCUCCGCCGGAAAACGGCGUCUUCUACUCUAAAUCGCCGCCGAUCGGACACCACUACACCUUAUCGACUCCUUACCAAGACUAAUCUCCAGAUUUGCAACUACAAUACCACCAAAACAACCCCAAACCCUACAAAAUCGACACUGAAAAAAACCGACGGAAAUUUCUUCGCCGCCUGCUAAACGACGCCUCCGUCGUCGGUUCAACGAAGACGACGGACAGUUGCGGUAGACCACAGCAAAAAUCCUUCUCUUAAGCUACUAAAUCAGAUCAAAAUCGGUUUCUAUUACAGAAUCGGAGAAGGAGUGGAUGACUUUCGAUGAUUCAAAGAAUAGAUCGAAAAUGAAAGACGAUGAAAUAUGCAAGAAGAAGAAGGAUCAAAGGAUAUAGCAGCCAGUUCAGCAAGAAAAUCAGAGGAAAUGAUCCCAAUAGAUUGCAAAUAGAAGUGGCAAAAAAGGCAAAUCAUUGAACACAAAUUCUAAAAUGUGUUGCAGGAACUUCGUGAUCCAGAAUAUGAAUGAGAGAUGGCACUCAAGAUUUCACAGAUGAAGUGCAUCACAACAAUGACAAAUACAGAAAAAGGAAAGAGAAGGAAAAGAAAAGCGGCCUCUCUCUUUUCACUCUACAAUCAUUAUAGAGAGAAGAUAACAUUGCAAGCAUGGGCGGCUACAAUACCUACUCUACUGCAUCAAGACAAAGGAUGGAAGAGCGUUGCUCUGUCAAUAGCCCCCCACGACAGAUUCUGAGCUUCUCCAAGAUCCGGACGGCCAACGUCUCCUUCUCCGACGCCGAUCACCACUCCGAGACCGAAUUUAGCGUCUCCGGCGAGCACGACCCCAAACUUUCUGAGGUUUAUGGAUUCGUCGGAUCCAUCACUACUUUUGUUUUUACAGGUCCAAUUCAUCUGCUCCUUUCGAAUAAUCACCCACUCUAUUUAUUUCCUUUUACUCGCGCAACCGUCAUAUUCAUCGUGUGGGCGUAUGUUCCUGACCAUUGGUUGCAUUCUAUUGGGAUCUAUUACUAUCCAAGCAGGUUCGUGUUUUCAUAUGAUUUACUCCUUGUAUUAUAUUACUCCUUGGAUAGUAAUAGAUCCCAAUAGAAUGCAACCAAUGGUCAGGAACAUACGCCCACACGAUGAAUAUGACUGUUGCGCGAGUAAAAGGAACCCGUUAGCUGCUAUUCUAGUUAUCUAAUCUUCAAGAUUCUGCAAGCUCCAACAAACAUGAGAAACUACACACGAAUACUUAUCAUAUCAUCUUUGCAUCUUCAAUCACAGUCCCAUAUAAUCCAUCUACACAUGUGUACCGCCACAAACAAUCAAGAAAAUAUAUAAUCGAUCCAAUGGCGCUUUAUACUUAAAUAUGCUUCAAUAAUGUCCAGCAUAUUAAAACUCUAGUGGCAAUAUACAUCAUACAGUAAUAUACAAUUCCACAGGUUUUCACAACCCCUAAAAAUUAAUCACGAACAAAUCCGCCGUAUUCACAUAAUUCAAAGAUAAAUUAGAACGAUAAGCAAAAAUUGAGAAAAAUGCACUAUUAACGUAACAAUACUAUUCACAUAAAUAGAGUGGGUGAUUAUUCGAAAGGAGAAGAUGAAUUGGACCUGUAAAAACAACAGUAGUGAUGGAUCCGACGAAUCCACAAACCUCAGAGAGUUUGGGGCCGUGCUCGCCGGAGACGCUUAAUUCGGUCUGGGAGCGGUGAUCGGCGUCGGAGAAGGAGACGUUGGCCGCCCGGGUCUUGGAGAAGCUCAGAAUCUGUCAUGGGCUAUUGACAGAGCAACGCUCUUCCAUCCUAAUUUCAGUUGUUGUGAUAAAAACGUUAAACGUAUAAGCCGACUUUAGUAUCACGCAAAGUAGAAUAUUCAGAAAGGAAACUUAAAAACGCUAUUAUAAAUUAUAAAGUAUUAUUAUAAUAAUGAUAUCUGGAUUACAAAGGUCACAGUUGGUUGCAUUGCCAUAUGCUAUACAAAUCGGAAGCACUCCUAAAUAUAAAUCUCCACUUACUUCCCUCUCUUUAUUCCAAUUAUUCACAACAAUUUGAUAAUUUACUAGAAUUUCUGCGGCUGCUAUGGGAACUGUUGUGGAUGCUGCAAACAAGGAAGCAAAUGGAAGAGCACCAAUCAACAAGGUCACCGUUGUGUUUGUUUUGGGUGGCCCAGGCAGUGGUAAGGGCACGCAGUGUGCAAACAUCGUCGAACAUUUUGGUUUUACUCACCUGAGUGCAGGUGAUCUUCUCCAAGCAGAGAUUAAAUUUGGUUCUGAGAAUGGAUAAUUUAGAGAGUUCAUUUCUUUUGAAGAAGAUUAAGGUUGAUCAAGGCAAAGAAUUAUGGCAUGGAGUAAAGUUUCUACCUAUGCUAAGAAUAAAGGCAUCAACUUUGAAUCUUCUAUAAAAAAGAAAUUGGCUAAGAGUGAAAUUUUAGUUACCAAAUACCAUAUAUUUAUAGUACAAGUAACUAAACUUUUCACUUUUCCUAAAUGUAUUACAUUAAUAUUGCUUUUAUGUUGCUUACUGAAAUGGAUAACGCUUCAUUAAUA